Messenger RNA from Eimeria mitis, 270 nucleotides. RefSeq lists its product as uncharacterized. NCBI's taxonomy places the organism in Eukaryota, Apicomplexa, Conoidasida, Eucoccidiorida, Eimeriidae. Bases 1 to 270 code for a protein of 89 amino acids. The record is from RefSeq and is a predicted model, not a curated record. The transcript has 2 exons.
AUGAAGCAGCAGCAGGAGGAGGAGGAGGAGCAGCAGCAGCAGCAGCAGGGGAAAAAGAAGGAACGUAUGUCGCAUGUCCAUACACCCCAACCAAAGCUCGGCCAGGCACGUCCAUGUCGCCGCGCACCUGCAGCAGCAGCAGCAGCAGCAGCAGCAGAUGCAGAUGCAGCAGCAGCAGAUGCAGAUGCAGCAGAUGCAAAUGGAGAUGCAGCAGCAGCAGCAGCAGCAGCAGCAGAUGCAGCAGAUGCAGCAGAUGCAGAUGGAGAUUGA